Molecule: messenger RNA, 762 nt
Organism: Prunus armeniaca (apricot)
Lineage: Eukaryota; Viridiplantae; Streptophyta; Magnoliopsida; Rosales; Rosaceae
Source: the annotation of a GenBank genome assembly
AUGGAUUUGCUGCGGUUGGGGGGAGGUGGGUUGGGGUUGCGGACUUGCCUGAGGAGGUGGGUGGGGGUUACAAGGACGGAGAAGGAAGCGGAGGGGAUUACAAGGACGGUUAAGGAGGUGGGUGGAUUUGCUGCGGUUGGGGGAGAAGCUCCCCCUAACAGAGAUUUUGGUGUCGGAAUCUACGGCGCAGUGCUCAGGGAGAUCGGUUUCAUCAAUAUCCACAACAAAUCCAACAACCACCAUCCAAUUGAACUCGCCAAAGAACGGCGAAUUCGAGAGGGUACCAAAGAACAAGAAAGAGAGAGAGAGAGGAACCAAAGAGCUUUUGGGGCUGCGAGAGGGGAUGGGGUGGCAUGGUUGCGCUGGGUGCUUUGGGGAAGGGGUGGUCAGAAAAGGAAGAAGGGGAAGAUGGAGGUGAGGGGAGCUGACGAGGAAUGGAAGAAAGGGAAGGGGACGCAAACAACCUUAUUCCAUCCCCUCCCUUUUAGCCCAACCUCCAACCUACCCUCCCCACACCCUCCGAGCCAUCGCAACCCAGUUCUGUUUGAACGCGUUCGAUUUGAUAUCGUUCUCGACUGGACUGGACCUGUCCGGGCUGUUCAACGACCAUUCGUACGGCUCGGUAGAGGACAGCGAGCGUUUCGUGUUGGAGAAGACGAUGGAGAAGGUGGUGGAGAGAGUGGAGGCGUUUGCGAAGGUCGAGAAAUUGAGGGUGAGGAGGAAGAAGGCGUGGGGUUUGGAUAUGGAGUAGCAGAAUGGUAA